Messenger RNA from Microsporum canis CBS 113480, 1338 nucleotides. Its product is annotated as riboflavin transporter MCH5. The record is from RefSeq and is a predicted model, not a curated record. Gene Ontology annotation, molecular function: transmembrane transporter activity. The transcript is spliced from 2 exons. NCBI's taxonomy places the organism in Eukaryota, Fungi, Ascomycota, Eurotiomycetes, Onygenales, Arthrodermataceae. Gene Ontology annotation, biological process: transmembrane transport. The coding region runs from base 1 to 1338 and encodes 445 amino acids. Gene Ontology annotation, cellular component: fungal-type vacuole membrane.
AUGGUCGAUCUCGAGAAGGAUGAGCAAAUGCAAAACAGCUCUAUAGGCAUAGGGGGUGAAAGUGCCGUUGCUUCUUCCACUACCUUGCCGACGGAGAAAAAUAAUGUCGAUGAUGCUGGCUAUGCUAACCACGAACACUCAUUCGACAGCGGCUGGGCAGCUUGGUCCCAGGUUCUAGCUUCGUUCUUUCUUUUCUUCAACACUUGGGGAAUCGUCACAGCGUUUGGCGUGUUCCAGACAUACUAUGAGCAUAACCUACUCAACCACCUGUCACCUUCGACAAUCUCCUGGAUUGGGUCCACGCAAUCAUUCUUGCUACUCUUUUUUGGGACCGUCACCGGCUCCUUAUUCGAUGCCGGCUAUGUCAGGCAACUUUUGAUGGUGGGCUGGGUCUUGAUCCCACUCGGGCUCAUGAUGACCAGCAUAGCCAGUUCGUUCUGGCAGAUAUUCCUUGCUCAAGCUAUAUGCAUGGGCCUUGGAUUCGGAAGCGUAUUCGUCCCCUGCCUUGCCGUUUUGCCGCAGUACUUUAAGAAACGAAGAGCGAUUGCCAACGGAAUUGCCGCAACAGGCAGCGGCAUCGGCGGCGUCGUGUAUCCUAUCAUAUUCCGCCAGAUGCAGAAAAGCAUUGGAUUCCCAUGGGCAGCACGCGUACUAGGCUUCAUUAUCUUCGCUACAAUGUCUAUAUCGAUAUGUCUAUUAAAGAUGAGAUUCAAACCCACCGAACGACGGAGCUUAAUACAGCUCUCAGCAUUCAGAGACCCUGUAUACUCCCUUUUCUGCAUCUCGCAGUUCUGCGGCUUCCUUGGGCUGUACAAUAUGAUGGUUUAUAUUCAGCCCUACGCCAUUGACGAAGGGAUAAUGAGCACGGAUCUAGCCUUUUAUCUCCUUGCCAUCCUUAACUCCGCGUCUACGCUUGGCCGGAUAAUUCCAAAUUAUUUUGUCGACUUCCUCGGGCCUCUUAACGUCAUGAUACCCAUGACAUUCUGCUCCGGCAUUAUAGCUCUUGGCUGGAUAGGGGUGCAUAGCACGGCGAGCAUCAUAGUGAUCGCAAUACUAUACGGGUUCUGUUCGGGCGCCUUUGUAUCCGUUCCCCCGGUUGUGUUGAUCAGUAUAACGCCCGAUCUUCGAGACUUUGGCACCCGCCUCGGGAUGACGUUUGUAUUUAACUCGGUUGGCGCCCUUGCUGGUACGCCUAUUGGGGGAGCUAUCAUCCAUGGCUCAGGAAACGAAUACUUGGGCGUCCAGCUCCUGGCCGGAUGCUGUCUACUAAUGUCGGGGGUCUUCCUCGUUAUUGCCAGGUUUGUCAAGUCUGGGCUGACAGUUUUUGUCCGUGUGUAG